AUGCUUCGGUGGCUGUGGGAAUGGCUGUUCAAGCCUGCGGAGACCAAGCCCACGGAGACCUCCCUGCAUGCGGAGCGCAGACAGAAGGGCGCGGCCAGCGGGAGCGCCCCCGUACCCCCGGACCCUGCGACCAGCCUGGUCUUCUGGACGCUGCUGGCGCACGGCAGCCCCGCAUACCAGGUGGAGGGUUUCUCCAGCAUCCAGGAGCUCUACGCCAAGAUCGCGGACAUGUUUGGGAUCUCGCCGUCAGAGAUCUUAUAUUGUACUUCAAACACUCCUAAAGUAGACAUGGAAAGACUGACAGGAGGACAAAUAGGACUGAACGAUUUCAUCUUUGCCCACGUGAGAGGAAGGAAAAAAGAAGUACGUUUAUGUAAAUCCGAAGAUUCACCUGAUCUCAUCCUUUCAGACAAUGGUGCUGGCUGUGUUUUUAUAAAGAGAAUUAGAGAUGGUGGCAUUAUUCACUUAGUCCAAACCAUUUGUGUGGGGGAUCAUAUUGAAUCUAUAAAUGGAGAAAGUGUUGUUGGCUGGUGUCACUAUGCUGUUGCUCAGAAGUUCAAGGAAUUGAAAAAAUGGGAACACUUUACCAUGACGUUAAUAGAACCUAAGAAGGCACCUGAAAUACAGCCGAGGUCAAAAGCUGGAAAGUCAUUAGCAGAACAGUUGCCAGAAGGAGAAAACCUUCCUAGGAAAUCUCUUCGCCUCAGGUCAAAAGGAACUGCCAUCAUAGAAGAAAUGCCUUCUGGAGCCGAAGCAAAGGCAAUUGAAAGGAUUGAUGACCUUCUUGAAUUGUACAUGGGAAUUCAAGAUGCUGACUUAGCUACUGAAAUAUUUGAAGCUGGAAAGGACAAAGAUACUUCAGAGGAACUUGUUAAGGCACUCAAAGAAGUUCUUGAAGACUUUAUAUUCCCAGAAGAAGUUGUCCCUGAUGUUUGGAAAGCCAUUCGUGAUGCCAGAAGGAUAAAUGGCCCUCUCUAAAGAAAUGAACCAUUCUUUUUAUUUUUAAAAAGCCCCAUGAGAUCUACUUUUGGAUGCAAUAAUUAGUACAAUUAAACUCUGAUUUAAUUAUAUGUGUAUGGAAUUCAUUGUUUGAAAUGUAAUU
This is a messenger RNA of Otolemur garnettii (small-eared galago), 1102 nucleotides long. RefSeq names its product PDZ domain-containing protein GIPC2-like. The record is from RefSeq and is a predicted model, not a curated record. Bases 1 to 978 code for a protein of 325 amino acids. The transcript is spliced from 6 exons. NCBI's taxonomy places the organism in Eukaryota, Metazoa, Chordata, Mammalia, Primates, Galagidae. Gene Ontology annotation, molecular function: protein binding.